This is a messenger RNA of Fomitiporia mediterranea MF3/22, 1017 nucleotides long. RefSeq lists its product as uncharacterized. Gene Ontology annotation, biological process: cell wall biogenesis; (1->6)-beta-D-glucan biosynthetic process. The record is from RefSeq and is a predicted model, not a curated record. The transcript has 5 exons. Bases 118 to 777 code for a protein of 219 amino acids. Lineage: Eukaryota; Fungi; Basidiomycota; Agaricomycetes; Hymenochaetales; Hymenochaetaceae.
CCCAUCGUCGUCUCUCGCGUCCUCCUCGUUCUUCGUUCUCGUCUCCUGACAGACUCUCUCUCUGCACGCCCCCGUCGUUCCUUUUGCAGCACACUCGUUUCGUUCGGAUAUUCAACAAUGUUCGCCUCUGUCGCUGUUCUCGUAUCCCUUGCGGCCUCUGCUAUGGCGAAACCCUAUUUGACAUCUCCCGUCGCUGGUUCCGUUUGCAGUGGCGGCUCGAUCUGUAACGUUAACUGGCAAGAUGACAACAACACUCCUUCGCUUAAUGAUUUCGGUGACGCCAAAGUCGGUAUUUAUGUCGGAAAUGUGAACCAGCAGACCAUGGUCCAGAGCAUUUCAGACUCUGUUAACGUCGCGACAACCUCGUCCAUUGCCUUCACCGUUGACCCUAACGCCGGCCCUGACGACGAUAUCUAUUUCAUACGUUUCGAUUCAAUCAAUGGAAUGAAUGGAUCUACUCCUUUCCAGGCUUUCUCUGCCAAGUUCACUCUAAAGAACAUGUCAGGUCAAUUUAACUCAACUGUCCAAGCUCAGAUUAAUGCCGCCGAUGGCGCAGGCCCGUCUUCAAACGCUCCUGCAUCGGCCACCGAUUCAUCGUCGUCUCUUACUACGAAAGUUGCAAGCUCAGCAAGCAAGGCCACUGGUUCGAAUACCGCUUCCCCCUCCGCGUCUGGCAGCUCCGGAUCUGCAGCAAGCAGUGCAAGUCGUGCUGGUGUUGCAGGCGGUUUACUCGGUGCUUUUGGGUGCUUCGCGGCUCUACUUGGUCUUGCUAUCUAAGUAUACCAUUUUUCUACUUCUACUAUCCGUAAAUUUCGUCCUUCGUCCUUCUGCCGGGAUUGGAUCGAUUCAUGACUGCUUUUGGUUGGGUUUACAUCGUUAAAUACUAUCUAAUCUUGAAUGGCUAAGUAACUCAAUAGUCCAUGUGUCGAAUGAGAUACACGUCUGCUAAGUCAGAAAUGAUGCUUAUACGCCUUCGGACGAUUCCCUUGGAUGGUUACAUAAAUUAGUUGCAUGGAC